Molecule: messenger RNA, 1395 nt
Organism: Caenorhabditis bovis
Lineage: Eukaryota; Metazoa; Nematoda; Chromadorea; Rhabditida; Rhabditidae
Source: the annotation of a GenBank genome assembly
AUGAUGAUGAUCGAGCAGCGGCGAGAUGUGUCGAGUAUGAGCUCGCGUCGCGCGAAACGCCUUAGUCAUCAGGCGGCGAAAACGCAUCCGAUGAUACAGGCGAAACAGAAUCAUAUUUAUCUCAUUACGACGAUGACGACGCCGAAUUUCGACACGUCGAUGAUUAACAAAAUGCUACCGAAAGAGCUGAUAUUGAGAAUAUUUUCGUAUCUCGACACGAAAGCGUUGUGCCGCUGUGCGCAGACAUGUCGUGCUUGGAAUGUGUUGGCGUUGGACGGCUCGAAUUGGCAAAGUGUCGAUCUGUUUACAUUCCAGAAAGACGUCAAGACGGCGGUCAUCGAGAAUUUGGCGAGACGCUGCGGCGGUUUCCUCAAGCAGCUUUCGUUGAAGGGAUGCGAGAAUGUGCACGACUCGGCUCUCAAAUCGUUCACGGCGAAAUGCUCGAAUUUGGAGCAUUUGAGCUUGUACCGAUGCAAACGCGUCACUGAUGCAUCUUGCGAGAAUCUCGGCCGCAAUUGUCAUAAGCUCAAAUAUUUGAAUUUGGAGAAUUGCUCGUCGAUCACCGAACGAGCGCUGAAGCAUAUCAGCGAUGGAUGUCCGCAGCUCACUUAUUUGAAUAUCAGCUGGUGCGAUUCGGUGCAAGAUCGCGGUGUUCAGAUGAUUUUGACGAAUUGCCCGAAUUUGGAGACGCUGAUUUUGAGAGGAUGCGACGGGCUUACCGAGAAUGUGUUUGCGCCGGUUCAGGAAAAUAUGAAAAAUCUCACCACUCUCAAUUUGCUCUCAUGUUUUGCAAAUGAUGAUACAGUAGCCCAUAUUUCGAACGGAGCUCCCGGAAUUGAGUAUUUGUGCCUGUCGAAUUGCACAAAUAUCUCGAAUCGAUCAUUAGUCGCACUUGGAGCGAACUCGCACAAUUUGAAGGUGCUCGAAGUCUCGAGCUGCUCGCUUCUUGAUGACGCCGGAUUUGUGGCGUUGGCGAAAGGAUGCAGGAAGCUGGAGCGACUCGAUCUUGAGGAUUGCUCGCUGAUCACCGAUCAGACGAUUCAUAUGCUGACGAUGAAUUGUCCGGCGAUUCAGGAGUUGAGCCUUUCGCAUUGCGAGCUGCUCACCGAUGAGUCGGUGCAAUGUUUGAGCACAAAAAAUCGCGAAUCACUACAAGUAUUGGAACUUGACAACUGCCCGUUGCUUACGGAUUCGACGCUUUCACAUUUACGCCACUGCCGCCAACUCAAACGAAUUGAUCUCUAUGAUUGUCAGAAUGUGUCGAAGGAGGCGAUUCAACGAUUCAAGCAUCAUCGGCCGAAUGUUGAAAUUCACGCGUAUUUCGCGCCGGCGACGCCGCCAGUCGAUCAAGUUGUGAAUCGGACGGGUUUCUGCCGGUGUUGUGUCAUCUUAUGA